UUUCGUGAGUUACUGUAUUGUACUGUGAAUCUUGGGAGGGGGAGCUCCUCAACCCCCCCCCAAAAAACAACAACAACCAAAAAAGCAACAAAAACAAAGAACUCUCCCGCUCCUCUCGUCAUUUACCCCCUCUUCUACAACAGUCUAGAUUAUUUUAUUGGUUAAAAGGCAUAAACAAUUUAUUUGCUUAUUUAUUAUCUUUUUUUUGUUAGUUUAUGGUUAGGGUUUUUUUUACACUCCGGGAGGGCAGAAAUGGCGGCCAACAUGUACCGGGUCGGAGAUUAUGUAUUUUUCGAGAAUUCUUCAAGCAAUCCUUAUCUGAUCCGGAGAAUAGAGGAACUGAAUAAGACAGCGAGCGGCAAUGUGGAGGCGAAGGUGGUCUGCUUCUACAGGAGAAGGGACAUCUCACAGAGCCUCAUCCAGCUGGCGGACAAGCAUGCGAAAGACUUGGAGGAAGAGAAGGAGAGUCCCUCAGAGCCAGAGCUCAGUGAGAAACAGAAACACCAGCUCAGACACAGAGAGCUCUUCCUCUCCCGCCAGUAUGAAUCACUCCCUGCAACUCACAUCAGGGGCAAGUGCAGUGUGGCCCUCCUGAAUGAGACGGAGUCGGUGCUUUCCUAUCUGGACAAAGAGGACACUUUUUUCUACUCACUGGUGUAUGACCCCACACAAAAGACCCUGCUGGCAGACAAGGGGGAGAUCCGUGUUGGGCCCCGUUUUCAGGCUGAUGUCCCAGAUAUGUUACAGGAAGGAGAAGCUGAUGACAGGGACCAGUCCAAGCUGGAGGUGAAGAUCUGGGACCCAGAAUGCCCCCUCACCAACAAGCAGAUAGACCAGUUCCUUGUGGUGGCUCGGGCGGUGGGCACUUUCGCGCGGGCGCUGGACUGCAGCAGCUCCGUCAGGCAGCCCAGCCUUCACAUGAGUGCGGCAGCUGCAUCGCGGGACAUCACUCUGUUCCAUGCCAUGGACACGCUGCAUCGGCACGGCUACGACCUGUCAAGCGCGCUAAGCGUACUGGUGCCACAGGGGGGCCCCGUGCUCUGCAGGGACGAGAUGGAGGAGUGGAGCUCCUCAGAGGCCAACCUCUUCGAGGAGGCUCUGGAAAAAUACGGGAAAGACUUCAAUGACAUCCGGCAAGACUUUCUCCCGUGGAAGUCCCUGACUAGCAUUAUCGAGUAUUACUACAUGUGGAAAACCACGGACAGAUACGUACAGCAGAAGCGACUGAAGGCUGCUGAAGCUGAGAGUAAACUGAAGCAGGUGUACAUCCCCACGUAUAACAAGCCCAACCCCAACCAGAUCUCUGUCAGCAAUGGGAAGAUGGCCACCGUAAACGGCGCACCAGGCCCCGGCGCCUACCACACUGCGGGUGGCGGUCGUGCGUGCGAGAGCUGUUUCGCCAUGCAGUCUCCCCAGUGGUAUUCCUGGGGUCCCCCUAACAUGCAGUGCCGUCUGUGUGUCUCCUGCUGGAUGUACUGGAAGAAGUACGGCGGCCUGAAGAUGCCGAGCAGAACUGAGGGAACGGAGGAGAAGACGCCCCCGAGCCCCACUCCAAACGAGCUGCACUCACGUGCCCACAGCCUGCGCCAGAGCUCCCACAUGGUGCCCAUGAGGAACAGCGGAAGCCCCAAGUCCUCUAUGAAGACCAAGCAGGCCUUCCUGUUGCAGGCUACGCGCCUCACCAAGCUGGCGCGUCACAUGUGCCGUGACCUCAUCAGGCUGCGCCGGGCCGCGCGCCGCCCCUUUGUGCCCAUUAACUGUGGCGCCAUAAAGGCGGAGUAUAUGAUUCGAGCGGCAGAAGGCAUGACAGGGCGAUCUGCAAAGCCCAAACCUUCCCAGAGGAGCACCCUGACCAGCGUCCUGCAGUACCUCGAGUCUCGUCCGGCAGCCCAUGUGCAGCGCUCUCAUCGUACACCUGGCCUGCAAGUGCAGCCGCCACGCCGCCUUCUCUCCUCCCUGCCUAGCCACGGCCCCCUCGGUAUGCUGGGAAAACGCAGUUACCACCACCACAGCAGGGUGGAGUUCACUGAGAGGAGAGGGAAUGUACCAGGUCAAGAAAACCAAGGUCACAUUGUGGGGCCCAUUCUGCAGCACAAUGGGCGGAGCGCGGCCGGGCCCAGCCUACGCUCCAGCAACAUGAUGCUGCGCAAGAGGCGACCCAACUGGAUCGAUGCGCCCGAUGACAGCUUCUUCCUAGUUACCCGGGAGACCAGGAAAACCAGGAGGCUGCUCUCCCGCUCCCAGCUAAGAAGAGCCUGUAGGCAGCCAUGCGAGCAGAUCAACCUGCGUAGGGUUCCCCAGGGUCCUGCACAGGGGCCUGUCCUUAUGCCCCCUCACCCUAGUCUACGGAUGCGAGGCCCCAUCGUUAUUCAUGACUGACAUCAAAUCGUCCUGUUUCAGCUGCCUGCCCCCUUGUCUUUCUCUCUUAAAUCUGUCCCCAACCCUACAAUGCUGGCGACUCCCCCCUCACCAACGGCUCCUUUGCUCUGAGUUUUUGCUUUCUAUUGGGCUAAAGAAACAAUCCUAAAGAACACAAUAAAGCAUAGUUAACUCACACUGUCCACUAAACUCCCACACUCCCUCACUUAGAGCACACCUAGUGCUCACUAGAUCUCAGUUAAGCUUUGCUCUGGCAACUUGUAUAAGCUCUGAUUUGAUAACUUAAUACUUUCUUGCUGUAUGGAGGGUCCUAUAAGGAUGUGGUCAGAUGAUAUGUCCGUAUCGUAUACAAAUCUCUUAUUUCUCAUACUGACCACUCUUGAGUGACUCUUCUGAAAAGUAUUUGUGUGCUCUUUUGUUUGUAAUUUCCACUGGAGCCCCCUUUCCUCUUUUCUUCUGUGAGUAUUAUGACAGUACAGGUUUGUGAACUGUUUUAAACUAUGUCUGAGAGAAGUGAAGGUUUGUUGUACCAGAAAUUACUGGAGGACAGUAUUAAACAUAUAGCAUGGCCCCUAGAAAUUACUGGUUAUCCUCUGACACUAAGCAAUAGUCUUAUCUGUUGGAGACCCUACCAAUUCAAUAGUUAAUUGUAUCCUAAUUUGUACAUCUGGCAAUGUAAAGAGUUUCAGACUGCACUAAUCAGUGGAGGUCAAUUUCACUUUUGUGUCUACUACACACACAUAUAUUCAAGUGCACUGAUUGGUCAGGAAGGAUUAUAAUAUUCAUCUGCAGGUGUUAUCCUAAAAAUGCAAAUGAUGCUUUUAGUCUACUAUUAAUAGCAGUCUAAGACAUCGUUCAUGCAGUCGAAAUGACUGCCUUUUUGAUAUAAGUAAAUCAAGCUAUAUGUGGCUUUCCAGAGAGAAAGUAAGUUUGCAAAAUAUGAAAACCAAGAAAGGCACUGAAAUGUAGCACUUUGGCCAUAAAUGUAAUGCUUCGUUUCCCCAGGCAUUCAUGAAGUUUUAAAACUGACAAAAAUUAAACAUUAAAUUACAAAAAAAAGGAGUCACUCUACAGUUUCCGACUGUUGAUACCGCAUGUGACAGUCACAAUGAUUCGCUACUUUUAGUUUUUAUGCAUCAUACAUUUAUGUUGUGUUUCCUUGUAUGUCACGUGUUAAGUGAAAUAUGCUGAAUAAAAAAAUGAAAUUGUAAGUUAUUG
Molecule: messenger RNA, 3597 nt
Organism: Electrophorus electricus (electric eel)
Lineage: Eukaryota; Metazoa; Chordata; Actinopteri; Gymnotiformes; Gymnotidae
Gene: mta3
Product: metastasis associated 1 family, member 3
Biological process (GO): negative regulation of transcription by RNA polymerase II
Cellular component (GO): nucleoplasm; NuRD complex
Molecular function (GO): transcription coactivator activity; chromatin binding; histone deacetylase binding
Source: RefSeq, a predicted model, not a curated record